AUGUGGGUUGGGCCCGUGGCGACGAGUGAGCUGACCUGUAUCCUGCUUCCGCACCCUCUCCAAGGCCUCACCACUUCUUCGCCCUUCUCACCUCUGCCUCCAGCUCAAGCGUACAUCUGGGCUGGCGACAUGGACGCAAUCUGGCAGGAUCGAGAAUGGAGUUUCCCACAUUUCAGAGAACACCGGCUGCAAGACUGGUUCGAUCUCUUCGAUGGCAUGGAGAUGGUCGGCUUAAAAGCAUCACUCAACUGUUGGGUGACUUCCCCAACGGCCCUCCAGACGAUAGCCAAUGCCAUCAGACGCUGCGGACAAAGUGCGAACGUGUUUUUACCAAGAUCUACGAGGAGUACGCCAAACUACACCGUGUGGAAUGUUACACUUGAUGUUACUAUUCUUGAAGAGACGUCGACAAUGUCUGAUACCGAUUCGCAGGAAGAUACUGAGUGUUUUGGUGUCGAGAUUGUCUCGCCUGUUCUGAAAGUUGACUCCGACUGGGCUCGCAGCAUUGAGUCCGUGCUCGGCUCUUCUCGCCUUCCCGCUUUUGUGUCUUUGAAGACCAAUCGAUCUACUGGCCUGCAUGUGCACGUCGGUUACUCAGAUGGCUUCGUUGAUCGCUUUACGCUUGAGCAGCUCAAGUUACUUGCUGUGGCUGUUGUAUUUUUUGAAGGUACAAUCGACCAACUCCAUUCUCCAAGUCGCUCAGUCGCUACAGAAAAUCCGGAUAUACUUUCCAAUCGAAAUAACCAGCUUCUCAGAGAGCUUUCCGACUCGCAGGCGAUCGAUGUGAUUUCGAAAGCAACUAGCAUUACGGAGGUUAUUAGCGCUAUGCGUUUCGAUGAGAGUGCUGACUACUCUGGGUAUGGAGAAUCGAAAACGUUCAAAGUGAACUUUUCCAGUUUUAAUAAGUGCGGCACCGUCGAAUUCCGUCAGCGCAUUGCCACAACUGACUGCGCUGCUCUGAUUCAAUGGGUGGAAUUUAUGGUGUUAUUUGUUCAGCGGUCUCUCGAAAAGGACAUCAGCUCCUGGACUUCUAUCAGUGCCGAAUGUAAAGGAUUGUCUUACCUAUUUCUGGACUUCCUGAAUGCGCCAGCACUUUUGGAGAAAAUGUGUGGGCCGUGUACUUACGAGAUGCCUGCUUCAAUGGACCGGAACCCGCUCGGCACCCAAGAUGAUGCCGAGCAUGUCGAACUAUCGCAUGGCUGCCGUCCGCGGAAGGACUCUCCAGCAGUUCCAGAUUCCAGCAAGAAUGAACCAGUGGAAACUACCUCGAAGCGUUCGCGAUCGCAGGACAGCACACCUGAGGCACCAAAAAAAACGAUCUCGUCACGCUAG
Messenger RNA from Aspergillus thermomutatus, 1332 nucleotides. RefSeq lists its product as uncharacterized. NCBI's taxonomy places the organism in Eukaryota, Fungi, Ascomycota, Eurotiomycetes, Eurotiales, Aspergillaceae. Bases 1 to 1332 code for a protein of 443 amino acids. The transcript has 4 exons. The record is from RefSeq and is a predicted model, not a curated record.